This is a messenger RNA of Wallemia mellicola CBS 633.66, 1192 nucleotides long. Its product is annotated as mitochondrial import receptor subunit TOM40. Bases 50 to 1141 code for a protein of 363 amino acids. Lineage: Eukaryota; Fungi; Basidiomycota; Wallemiomycetes; Wallemiales; Wallemiaceae. Gene Ontology annotation, biological process: protein import into mitochondrial matrix. Gene Ontology annotation, cellular component: mitochondrial outer membrane translocase complex; mitochondrial outer membrane. The record is from RefSeq and is a predicted model, not a curated record. The transcript has 2 exons. Gene Ontology annotation, molecular function: transmembrane protein transporter activity.
AAGUGGGUUUUUUCUCAUAAGAAAUAUAGCAAAGACUAAAUAAACUAGUAUGUCGGGAUAUCAACAAGUCGCUCCAGGAGAAGCAGCCCCAGUUUUGCAGCAGAAUGAGGUCGCCGCUAAGUUGCACCCAGAGCAGCCAAAGUCAGCCUCUGAGAGCGUAUUAAGCCCUAUAACUAGCACCUACAACCGCUUCAUGGACUGGAGAAAGUCCCUCAAUUUGGGCAGCCCGGGUACUGCAGAAGCUAUGGGCAGAGAAGCCAAAACCACUCUCCUCUCAAACUUCAUCUUCGACGGCGCUAGAGCUGACCUCACCAAGGGCAUUUCCCUCAACCCUGCAUUCCAAGUAACACACUCCUUCUCGCUGGGAUCACAGCAAGCACCACCAAACUACUCCUUCGGCGCUGUAUACGCUGAUGCAAAGAGCUUCUUACAAGGUGCAGUUGAUCACACAGGAACACUCACCGGUCGCGCAAACCAAUCAUUCGCAAACUUAGGAACUGGCAAAAUACAAGCACAAUUGUCAGAGGUACCAGGUCAAUCCAUGAUCCAAUUAGAACAUGACUACCAAGGUCUUGAUUACUCUAUUAACGGUAAAGCAAUGAACCCAAGCUUGGUCGACGGUACAGGUAUCUAUAUUGGUAGCUAUUUACAAUCAAUCACUCCAAACAUUGCACUUGGUCUCGAAACCCUCGUUCAAAGACCACAACCAGGCAUUUCCGAAUCUUUGACUUCCUACUUGGUCAGAUUAUCCGGCUCAAACAGAGACUGGUUGGCAACCGCUCAAAUAAACCCAUCUGGAAUGUUAGAAGCUACAUACCACCAUAAACUCUCAGACAAGGUUGAUGCUGCUGCCACCUUGCAAGUCAUAAAUAGACCUCAAGGUAAGGAAGCUAGUGCUUCUUUGGGCGCAAAGUACGAUUUCAGAAUGGCAAGCUUUAGAGGUCAACUUGAUUCAACCGGAAAGGUUUCCGCUUUAUUAGAACAAAGAUUCACUCCUGCCUUUGCUUUCUUGGUCGCAGGUGAAAUCGACCACUUAAAGAAUGCAUCCAAAUUUGGUGUUGGUAUCAUGUUAGAAUCAACAACAAUGACUCCUGAAGAGAUGAACGCUGCUAUGCAGUCUGUACCACAACCUCCAAUUUAAAAUUAUAUGUAAAUAAAUUUAUUUCUUAUUAAUAAAAGUUUUCACCGUGUU